CACUUCCACAUGCUGAAAUUGUGUUUCUUCCUCUGUUUGAUAUACUGGGUGAGACCAGAUGAGGCAAAAAUAUGUCCUGAAUUUACAGACCUUAACCUAGGUGAUGCCUUGACUGGAACAGAACUCUAUGUUCAGCUACUCCUGUACACAAGGGAAAAUCCAGAUUGUGCUGAGAGACUCAUUGAACUCAAUGUUACUGCAUCUAAGUACCUGAAUACAACCAAGAAAAUUGUCUUUGUUAUUCACGGCUUCAGGCCAACAGGAUCUCCUCCAGCAUGGCUGGGUGACAUGAAGAAGCUUUUACUGUCUUCAGAGGAUAUUAAUCUCAUUAUAGUUGAUUGGAAUCGUGGUGCUACCACUGUGAAUUACGUAACUGCUGUGAAAAACUGCAGAAAAGUUGCAGAAAUACUGAAGAAUUAUGUUGACCAGAUGCUGGUGGGUGGAGCUUCUCUUGACUCUCUCUAUAUGAUUGGAGUUAGUCUUGGUGCUCAUAUAGCUGGUUUUGUUGGCCAGAAGUACAAUGGCAAACUUGGCAGAAUUACAGGUCUGGAUCCAGCAGGCCCUUCAUUCAAUGAAGAACCACCAGAGUACAGACUGGAUCCUACUGAUGCACAGUUUGUGGAUGUAAUCCAUUCAGAUAUUGAUGUACUAGGUUUCAAGAAGCCUUUAGGAACCAUUGAUUUCUAUCCAAAUGGAGGAAUGUACCAGCCUGGUUGUCCAAAAACAUUUUUCAGUGGAUUAUAUUAUUUUAAAUGUGACCAUCAGAGAUCUGUCUUCCUCUUCUUAUCAUCUUUGAAAAGAAAGUGUGACAUAAUAACAUAUCCUUGUCACUCUUACUUGGAUUACAAGAGAGGAAAAUGUCUUAAUUGUAAUGCUUUCCAGCCUAUGUCCUGCCCAGUAGUGGGUUAUCAUGCUGAUAGAUGGAAAAAGCUGUUGAUACCAUAUAGUUCACCAAUAAAAGCUUACUUUGAUACCUCAGACCGAGACCCAUUCUGCAUGUAUAACUACUUAUUGGACAUUACUACCUGGAAUAAAAGCAUUAGGAGAGGUUUCAUUAAAGUUAAAAUAAUGGAUAAUGAUGGAAACGCAGUAGAGUCACAGAUGAACAGCAAAGCUUCAACAUUUCAGCAAUAUAAAAGCGUCAAAAUACUGACUGGAUUUCCCCGAGACAUUGAAAAAAUUGCAAAAAUGUCCUUGACUUUUUCUACUAAGGCUUUAAUAGGCCCAACAAAAAAGCUUAAGAUUCUUCACAUGAAGCUGACAUCUGUCAAUAAUCCAAAAAGGCCUCAGCUGUGCAGAUACGAUUUGGUACUGAUGGAGAAGAUUGAAGUGAUCUUCAGACCUAUCCCUUGCUUUGGGAUGGGUACAUGA
Molecule: messenger RNA, 1371 nt
Organism: Camarhynchus parvulus
Lineage: Eukaryota; Metazoa; Chordata; Aves; Passeriformes; Thraupidae
Gene: LIPI
Product: lipase I
Exons: 10
Coding region: 10-1371 (453 amino acids)
Biological process (GO): lipid metabolic process
Molecular function (GO): lipase activity; carboxylic ester hydrolase activity
Source: RefSeq, a predicted model, not a curated record